ACCACAGACUGACCAUGUGGAGAAAACAUUCCUGCUGCUGCUGCACAGUGUGGAAGCUGUGGUGGCGUCUCAGUGCUGGCAGGGGGCGACCUUCUCCGAGGCUGUGGUGUCCCCAGCGGUGGAGAGCAGUGGUAUCAUGCGGGUCCCUGGCGUGUCGUCGUUGCCGCAGUGCGUGGCGGCCUGCUGCGACCUGCCGGUUACGACCUGGCCUGGCUGUUCGAGGGCGCUGCUACAUCCUGAGCUGCCAGCAGAGGGAGAACUGCCAGCCCAGAGAGAGACCCGGGGCAGACUCGUUCCUGGCCUUCCUGCGGAGGGCGUCCCGCAGACCCUUGUGCUUCAGUCUCUGGUGAGAGGGGAGCCGUACCGAGGCCGCUGGAGGCCCCUAGGGAAGCCAGGAGGAGAGGGAGGUGGUGGUUCAGAGGCGGAGACGACGACCAAUCAGCCGCCUCUGAAAGGAAGAGACGGGCUCAACCAAUCAGAGGCAGAGGAUGGUCCAGAGAGGGGCCGACGCAGAGCAGCGUGGCCCAGAUUAGAGCCUCCUCAGGGGGAACAUGAGCCGGGGAGAGGAGGAGAGAACCAGGAGGCCGGCGGAUCCUGCUGCAGAGAAAACAACCAGACCACAAAGCAGCAUCAUGUCUACAUCACUGACUCCAUCAACACCACAGACUCCACCCAACAGGACCAUGUGAGGACUCCAGCUCUGUCUCCUACCACGCCUCACUGGCCCAGCAGCACCACCACACAGCCAGGUACACCUGACUGUACCUGGGUGAAGCUGCUCCAGUCGGCAGCCAGAGCUCCACCCCCCACCACUCCCCCCCCAUCCAGAGCCGUGACCUCUGACCCCACCACCACCUCAACACUGAGCGCCGUCCCUCCAACCACGACCUCACCCUCUGCUACGACUGCUGCUGCUGCGUCUGUGUCAGAGGGCAGGGGGUCAAACCGUGGUCCGGUGGCUGUCGUGGGUCCUGACAGGAAGUUGCUUCUCCCUGUGAGCAGCUUGUUGCUCAAUGGCAGCGGCAGCACCGACGACCGUGGCAUCGUCAGCUACCACUGGGACGCCAUCAGUGGUCCUCCUGGGUUAAAGCUGGAGGACGUGGACCAGGUGGUAGCCACGGCGACAGGUCUUCGCGUCGGGCGCUACACCUUCAGACUGACGGUCUCUGACCAGGAGGGGGCGACAGACAGCGCCUCACUGACCGUCAGGGUGCAGGAAGCCACGAGUCUUCCUCCGGUCGCUCACGCCAGCGGCAGCCACACUCUGACUCUGCCCAACAACUCGCUGGUCCUCCAAGGCUCCGUCACCGACGGAGACCAGACUCAGGUCCACUUCCUGUGGGUCAGAGACAGCCAGAGUCCGGCUGCCGGGGACGUCCUGUACGGCUCAGAGACACAGGCCUCUCUGUACCUGGCCAACCUGGUGGAGGGCACCUACCUGUUCCAGCUGAGGGUGACCGACGCCCAGGGGCGCUCCAGCACCGCUACGGCCACCGUGGAGGUCCGACCAGAGCCCGGUGGGGGGGAGGAGGUGGAGCUAGAGAUGCUGGUGUCGGUGUCUCAGGUCAGUCUGGCUCAGAGGGACACGGUGGUCCGACAGCUCGCCGCUCUGCUGCACGUCCUCGACAGCGACAUCCAGGUCCGAGCGCUGCAGGGACACUCUCACCUCAGCACGGUGUUGCGGUUCUCGGUGUGGGGCUCCUCGGGGCCGCUCUCCGGCUCCAGGUUGGUGGGUCUGCUGAGGAACCAGCUGCUCAGAGAGAAGAGUGACUACCUGCUGUUCAGAGUCCUGAGGGUCGACACCGUCUUGUGUUUGCUGCGCUGUUCAGGCCGGGGUCAGUGUGAUCCGGUCACUAAGGAGUGCACCUGCGACCCCUUCUGGACCGAGAAUCUGAUCCGCCGUUACCUUGGUGACGGAGAGAGCAACUGUGAGUGGAGGGUUCUCUACGUCAUCCUGACCAGCUUCAUGCUCAUGGUCUUCAUCCUGUCAGUCAGCUGGACCUUCAUCUGCUGCUGCAAGAGGAGGAGACAAACCAAAGUGAGGAAGAAAACCAAAUACACCAUCCUGGACAACAUGGACGAACAGGAGCGGGUGGAGCUCAGGCCCAAAUUCAGUAUCAAACACCGCAGCACGGAGCACAAUUCCAGCCUGAUGAUGUCCGAGUCGGAGCUGGACAGCGACCAGGACACCAUCUUCAGCCGGGACCGACCCGUCCGCAGCAGGAACCGGCUCAGCGUCCAGGCCGCCCGCAAUGGAAAUGCCUUCGGAUGACGGGAUGGCCGACCUCCGCUGAGAGAGAGAGGACGCUGCUGGGAUGUCUGCCCCCGGUAGCAGGGAGAGAUAAGGCUUCUGAAAGUUUGAAGGACUUUAUCCUGUGCUGUGAGCUCAGUAACAUGAACCAGGAUUUAAAGGUUGCAGGACAAACCUGCCCCUCCUUUAACAGGAUGUAAAGGUGGGAACAACGGGACGUUUGGAGGACACUUUGAAACAGGACCGUUUUUACAACCUGUGUUGACGUAUUCAACGCUGAAAUACAGACUUUUAAGGACAGACUUAAAGACAAAGACUCAGACAUUUUGGGAAACCGUCAUCCCCAGGACCAGAGGAGAUGGAUCAUUUCAUCCAGUCCAGAGGAAGGUCCAGGAUCAGCCAGGCUCAGCACAAUGACUGGAGGCAGGAGGAAACUGCUGGUGUAGCAUUAUCCACCUUCCAACUCCAAAUCUUUGUGAUUUACAUGUUGCAUCUUGUUAGCUAACAGGCUAAUCACCAGGCUGUCAAAGAGCAGGGUUCGUCGUGACUGAGGAACUAACUUAAACUCUAAUUCAUUGGACCUCUGAUCUCAAGAACUAAAUCUGAGCUCAGAGGACCUGGACGCUAACUCAAAGCUCACAGCCUGAAAUAUAAACUCUCAGCUAAACUUACUGCUUAGGUUUAGGGUUGGACACAAUUUACCAGCACUGACAGAUCUGACUGAUACACCAAGACAAAAAGAAACAAAUCAGAAGGUACUCCUUCAGUUUUUUAAUUUUCUCAUUAAUAUCUUUAGGCAGAAAUACAAAAAUCAACUUAAACUACGACAAAGUAUAGAACAAUUAAAACCAAUUACACUUUAUAUUAGAAACACAAUCUGCUGUACAAACCAAGCAACAGAAGAGUCAGUGCUGAACAACAGUGGACGGUCAUUUACUGCUCUGAUAUAAUCAUCUGUGUGUGGCUUCAAUUUCUGGAAAAAAGAAAAACCCUCAUCAGGUUUCUGUUGGAGGAAAUAUGAGCCCUGGUUAUCUCCACAUUUCUAAAUCUGUAUCUCCAAAUUAUGAGAUCCCUACUCACAGUUACAUCAUCUUAAUAUAAUGACAGUUAAUGUCAAACCAGCUGUAAAACUGAAAAAUCCUGUUCAUGUCAAAUCAGUCUGAUCAGACUCGAUCAGCUCGACCAGUUAGACUGAUCAGUACUGAACCGAAACCACAGUUCUGUUGUUCAGCACUGAUAAAAAUCAGAACUCAGCUCCCUGUGCUUUAACUUCUCUCUGAGGUUCAGAAAAAACCUGCUCAUUCAUCAACACAGUAACAAGGUAUCUGUUAAACUACUAUAUUACAAUAAUGGAUGACAUCUUUUAAUGGUACUCAGUCCUUUAUCUUUCGCAUUAUCAUUUAUCUCUUCCAGAAAGACUCGGUGCAUGCAGACAUGACGUUCACAUCAGGUCACGCAUUCAACAUGUUUAUUUAUUCAUCAACACGUUUCAGCAAUACUGAUCUCUAACAGAUUACUGUAUGUAAGGACUUGAGCUAAGGUUCACAAAGUAACAAAACUAACACACUGUCAGUUUUGUAUAAAUGGCACAGAUAAUGAAUAAUGGCCUAACUGUGAUGUUUGAAAUUAUUUUUGGACCCAAUCUGAACAUGUCUCUAUCUGUUCCAUUAUGUAAGCAUAUUGAAGUAUUUUAAUCAUUACAAAAAUACGGUUUUUACAACAACAUGCCUACUACAGGACAUCAGGACGUUCAGUACAAACACAAUGAAUGUACAAAAAUCUUUUGUGCUUUUUAAUUAGUUUUCUCACAGUAAAUGAGUCUUU
Messenger RNA from Lates calcarifer (barramundi perch), 4075 nucleotides. Its product is annotated as dyslexia-associated protein KIAA0319 homolog. Lineage: Eukaryota; Metazoa; Chordata; Actinopteri; Centropomidae. Gene Ontology annotation, cellular component: cytoplasmic vesicle; plasma membrane. The record is from RefSeq and is a predicted model, not a curated record.